Messenger RNA from Cladophialophora yegresii CBS 114405, 1614 nucleotides. RefSeq lists its product as uncharacterized. The transcript has 5 exons. Gene Ontology annotation, cellular component: membrane. The record is from RefSeq and is a predicted model, not a curated record. Gene Ontology annotation, biological process: transmembrane transport; amino acid transport. The coding region runs from base 1 to 1614 and encodes 537 amino acids. Lineage: Eukaryota; Fungi; Ascomycota; Eurotiomycetes; Chaetothyriales; Herpotrichiellaceae. Gene Ontology annotation, molecular function: transmembrane transporter activity.
AUGUCGACGGAGACUCCUGGGCAAUAUCGGAAAACCACGACUGCGUCUAGCCAUGCCAAAGGCGAACAUUACGUCGAAGGCUCGCCCGGACCAGCGUCCGCCGACGCCGACGUUCUUCUCGGCGUGCUGGGAUACCAGGCCGAACUGGCCCGCAGUCGAUCGACCUGGCAGGUCGCGUUCAUGUCGUUCGUGCUGGCCUCGGUCCCCUAUGGACUCUCCUUGACCCUGUAUUAUCCCCUGAUCGGUGGCGGCCCUGUCUCGAUCAUUUGGGGCUGGCUGGCAGUGGGUAUGAUCAUGACCUGUGUCGCCAUUUCUCUCGGUGAGAUCACUUCGGUCUUCCCAGCGGCCGGAGGCGUGUACUACCAGACAUUCAUGGUCUCCCCGCCGCGCUACCGCACGGUUGCUGCUUGGAUUUGUGGCUGGGCGAACACCAUGGGUGUGAUCACGAUCACCCUCUCCGUCAAUUUUGGUUCAGCGCAGUUCUUUGUCGCUUGUAUCAACAUCUUUGGGGAGGAUGGAAACCCGGUCUGGCCCGCGGAGACGUACGAGGUCUUCCUGCUCUUCCUCGCCAUUACGUUCUUGUGCAAUACGAUAUCAUCCCUCGGAAAUCGAUGGCUGCCCAUACUAGAUACCUUUGCCGUCUUCUGGACUUUUACGGGCCUCGCCGCCAUCAUCAUCUGCUCCCUGGCGCUUGCAAAGAACGGACGAAACAGCGCAAAGUACGUCUUCACCGAGUUCCAGACCAACUCGGGUUGGAUUCCGGGAUGGUCCUUUUUCAUCGGUCUGUUGCACGGUGCCUAUGUCACCUCGGCGACCGGCAUGAUCAUCGCCAUGUGCGAGGAGGUCAAACAGCCGGCGAUCCAGGUCCCCAAAGCCAUGGUGCUCACAGUCAUACUGAACGUGGCUUGUGGCUUACUGUUCUUGAUCCCCCUCGUCUUUGUCCUCCCUCCGAUCGAAGAUGUGGUCGCCCAGAGCUCCCCAGUACCGUAUAUUCUCCGUAUGGCCAUUGGCAACCAAGGCGGUGCCUUUGCCGUCACCAUCCCGUUACUGGUUCUGGCUCUUCUCUGUGGCACUGCAUGUACCACUGCCGCUUCUCGAACCGUGUGGUCGUUUGCACGAGACGGCGCGAUUCCCGGUUCACGAUGGUGGAGAAAAAUCAACCGCCGGCUCGAGGUGCCCUUCAACGCAAUGAUGUUCAGCAUGGUGAUCCAGUGCGUCUUGGGCAUCAUCGUCUUCGGCUCGACCGCAGCAUUCAAUGCCUUUAGUGGCGUGGGGGUCAUCUUUUUGACCAUUUCCUACACGACGCCGAUUUUUGUUUCCCUGGUCACUGGUCGAAGAACGCUCAAACGAGCUCAUUACAACCUCGGUCCCGUUGGGGUUGCAUGCAACAUCAUUGCAAUCUGCUGGUGUCUCUUGAUCACGCCCAUAUAUUGCAUGCCGUCCUACCUACCCACCACGGCAGAUACGAUGAAUUACGCUUCCGUGGUCUUCAUUGGUGGCGUGACCGUCUCGGCAAUCUGGUAUUUCGUCUGGGGUCGGCAUAGCUAUCGAGGACCUCCAGUCGGUGUGGAGGAAGCCAACGUACGGCGCGACUCGUUAGUCGAAGCAAAGUAG